GGCCGAAACUUAAACGCCUUCCUCUGCACUGCGCAGUGUGUUGAAUCAGGGUAUUUCACUCCCUAUGUAGGGAGCGAGGAGACAUUCAGGACGCAGCCGCCGUUUAUCACCCGACCGCUGGGAUGAAGGAGAGACGGGGGCAUCCUUGGGUCUGUUCUCAUAUUUAAAUAAAAGAAUAACGCGAUUGGAACUUCGCUUCACUCUGUGAGUGUGUGUGUGUGUGUGUGUGUGUGUGUGCGUGCGUGCGUGUGCGCACGCGCGCGCGUGUGUUUUGUUUGUUUGGAUUGUUGAUCAAGAAGAGCAGCUGAGUCAAGAUGAUGGAGGAGAUCGACCGAUUCCAAGUGCCGACCGAGGCAGAGAUGCAGGCCUUGGAUCCAGCGUCCUCUACUGCCUCUGAGGGAGACUCGGACACGAGAGAGAGUGAGCCGGCCACCCUCAACUACAAACCCUCACCACUGCAGAGGAAAAUAGAAAAACAGCGAGAGCUGGCCAGGAAGGGUUCUCUGAAGAACGGCACAGCAGGGAGUCCUGUCAACCAGCAGCCCAAGAAGAACAACGUCAUGGCCAGAACACGGUUGGUGGUUCCCAACAAAGGCUACUCUUCCUUAGACCAAAGCCCAGAUGAGAAACCGUUAGUUGCUUUAGACACAGACAGUGAUGACGACUUUGACGUGUCCAGAUACUCCUCAUCGGGAUACUCCUCGGCUGAGCAAAUAAACCAGGACCUGAACAUCCAGCUGCUGAAGGAUGGAUACAGGCUGGAUGAGAUCCCCGAUGACGAAGAUCUGGACCUCAUCCCUCCAAAAUCGGUCAACCCAACCUGCAUGUGUUGCCAAGCCACGUCUUCAUCCGCCUGCCAGAUCCAGUAAAAUUUCUGUCUUUCUUUUCCUCUUCCUCUCUGUUGCUCUCUCUCGCUCUCUCUCUCUCUCCCUCUUCUUGUACCCCUUAUAAAGACAUUUAAUCCACAUUAUGGCACGAAAUGUACAGGUAAUGUUAUGAUUAAAAUGGUGUACAGGAAAUCCUGAACAAAAACACACAUACACAUACAUAAACUCUCGCACACACACAUAUACACACACACACCUGCGAUCAUUAUUAAUGUUAUGACUAUUAUUACUAUUGGUAGCGUCCUCCUAUGGUAGGGCGCUCUGUAUGCUAAUUAGCUCAGAGGAGAUUAUGUGUAAAACCUCCUAGUGGACGUUGUGUAAUGACUGUACAAUUGGAGGUUAAAAAAAUUGAUUUAACUGUGCAUAAAUCACUUGGUGAUGCUAGCGCCAAUUUAUCAAAUGUAGUACCUGCUUCCAUGUUGUACCUACUUCUCAUUUCGUCGUCUUCGUGUUUUUUUUUUCCUCUCGUUUUUUUGUUAACCUUUCAAAUGGCCUGCUGUAUUUAUAUGUGCUUAAGGAUGUUGCCGAGACACCGUUGAUUUACAUUUCUUGUGCUAGUUGUUCCUUCGCGGCACUAAACGCAGCACUGUGUAGCAUGUACGGAAAACGUUGCACUUUGUUUUUUGUCUACGGUUUUCUUUACACUUAUUCGGAGAACCACCCCAAAUGAUCGUUCAAUGAUUUGGAGACGAAUUUAUCGAUAUUUAAACAAACAAACAAACAAAAAAUAUAACUCAUAUCUAACUGGCUUAUAUAUAUAUAUAUAUAUAU
Molecule: messenger RNA, 1658 nt
Organism: Ictalurus punctatus (channel catfish)
Lineage: Eukaryota; Metazoa; Chordata; Actinopteri; Siluriformes; Ictaluridae
Gene: fam219ab
Product: family with sequence similarity 219 member Ab
Exons: 6
Coding region: 315-869 (184 amino acids)
Source: RefSeq, a predicted model, not a curated record